Messenger RNA from Hyaena hyaena (striped hyena), 1310 nucleotides. It is a transcript of the gene MRPS7, whose product is annotated as mitochondrial ribosomal protein S7. The record is from RefSeq and is a predicted model, not a curated record. The coding region runs from base 193 to 921 and encodes 242 amino acids. The transcript has 5 exons. NCBI's taxonomy places the organism in Eukaryota, Metazoa, Chordata, Mammalia, Carnivora, Hyaenidae. Gene Ontology annotation, biological process: translation; ribosomal small subunit assembly. Gene Ontology annotation, molecular function: structural constituent of ribosome; rRNA binding; mRNA binding. Gene Ontology annotation, cellular component: ribosome.
CAGACUGCGACGAACGAGAAGCCGAAUGUUUCCUUCUGAUUCUUCACUUUGGACCUCUGAGUGAGAAACUCUUAACUCCGGACUAAUGGCGUGACGCACAGAUUUAGGACCCUGAGGAGUCUUUCCCCGUCUGGCGUCACUCGCUCGGGCACGCCGAGGACAGCCCCCGUAGGGUCCUCGUGGCCAGCCAAGAUGGCUGCGCCCUCGGUGAAGGCUGCGCGAGGGUGGCCGGUCCUGGCGCUUGGCGUGCGGAAUCGUCUCCUGCGGCUUCCAGGGCUAACCCAGGUGAGGUGGAGCCGCUAUGGUCCUGAAUACAAGGAUCCACAGAUUGACAAAGAAUAUUACCGCAAGCCGUUGGCGGAGCUGACGGAGCACGAGAAGUAUGACCUGGAACUCAGGAAGACUCAGCACAUCAAAGCUGCCCCAGCGACGAAAACAAGCUCUGUGUUUGAUGACCCAGUGAUCAGUAAAUUCACCAACAUGAUAAUGAAAGGAGGAAACAAAGUCCUGGCCAGAUCCCUCAUGACGCAGACUCUGGAAGCUGUGAAGAGGAAGCAGUUUGAGAAGUACCAUGCUGCCUCUGCGGAGGAACGGGCAACCAUCGAACGCAACCCCUAUACCAUCUUCCACCAGGCACUGAAAAACUGUGAGCCUGUGAUUGGGCUGGUACCCAUCCUCAGAGGUGGGCAUUUCUACCAAGUACCCGUGCCACUAGCCGACCGGCGCCGUCGCUUCCUGGCCAUGAAGUGGAUGAUUACCGAGUGCCGGGAGAAGAAGCACCGGCGGGUGCUGAUGCCCGAGAAGUUGUCCCAUGAGCUGCUGGAGGCUUUUCACAACCAGGGCCCCGUGAUCAAGAAGAAGCAUGACAUGCACAAGAUGGCCGAGGCCAACCGCGCGCUGGCUCACUACCGCUGGUGGUAGCGGGAGGCGAGGGGCUCUGGGAGGAGCCCGCAGCUCUGUGCUGCGGGAAGUAAGGAAACACUUGACGGUUAAGGAUGCAGUUCCUUUUUCAGGGCAGGCAAGCCUCAUAAGGAUGGAACAACAUAUUUAUUGCUUGUUAGUCCUUUCUUUGGGGCCUAGAACUUGCUCUUCUUAUCCCAUCUGCUUACUAAGAGGGAACAUAACCACUUUAGGUUUCCCACAGGAAACCUGGGGCCCAUCCACCUUCUCCCCCUCGAUUUGGGGCAGAAGUUAGGAUGAUAUGAAAGGAAGCAGUUUUAAUGUUAGAAAAGCUUUAUUAGAAAAUUCUCACCCUGAACUGGUGUAGUGUGUGAUGGGGUGCCGCCAUUUACUAAAACCGACUAGAAAUA